Molecule: messenger RNA, 325 nt
Organism: Closterium sp. NIES-67
Lineage: Eukaryota; Viridiplantae; Streptophyta; Zygnematophyceae; Desmidiales; Closteriaceae
Source: the annotation of a GenBank genome assembly
GUUUCUAACAUGCAGCAGCAGCAGAAGCAGCAGCAGCACCAGAAGGAGCAGCAGACUCAGCAGCAGCAGCAGCAGCAGCAGCAGCAGCAGCAGCAGCAGCAGCAGCAGCAGCAGCAGCAGCAGCAGCAGCAGCAGCAGCAGCAGCAGCAGCAGCAGCAGCAGCAGCAGCAGCAGCAGCAGCAGCAGCAGCAGCAGCAGCAGCAGCAGGAGCAGCAGCAGCAGCAGCAGCAGCAGCAGCAGCAGCAGCAGCAGCAGCAGCAGUAUCUACAGCCAUCCCCAUCCUCCCCUCCUCUUUGAGCCGCCGCGGGUCCACCCGCCGCCGCUC